AUGAGUGUCGCCGAACUUGUACGUAAAUUUAAUACUCAAGUAAAUCCUUCAUCGUUGGAAAAUCAGCAAGCCCAGCAAUCGUCAUACGAUCAAGACAGAAAUGAUCAAGGAUACCAGAGAAAUGUUACUAGACAUAAAACAAGGAAAACAUCUUUUUCUACGACACAGAAUGAAUCGAAUAAUCGGAAAUCGAAAACUCAAGUUAAUAAUAGAACAAGGCGUGAACAACCAUCAUCAAUAGUUUCAAAUAAUUAUUCACCUGUGAUGACACAGGGCACAUCGAGACAAAUACCUCAUUCAUACAAUCAUGGUCAAUAUUCAUUAAAAAACUAUCAAAACUCUGUGUCUCAUGACAGUUUCAAAUAUGUCAUUCCACCACAAGAACAAGCAUAUGGUCAAGGAACAUACACACAAAUAACACUUGAUGAAUCAGAUGCUUUUAACCAUAAUCUUGCUCUUCAAGUACAAUAUCCUUCAAAAGUAUUGUUCAAUGAAGCAUCAGAAAGAUAUUCUCCACAACAUAUGUCAAUAAUAGCAGAUAAUGAUUUCAGUAAUAUGAAACUAAUUGAUAUUCGACAUGUACUGAAUCUUGCUGAACAAGAUUAUCUGCAUAGUGUUCAGCCAUAUGUAUCGAGCGUGAAAUUUAAAAAGAAUUAUGAAGAUGAUCCAGUUUUCAUUGAUAUCAGAUCAAGAACAAUAGCAACUAUUCCAACAGAUUAUACAAGACAAAAUGCGGAAGUAUAUCAUCGACAAGUACCAGCACGUCAAGGUAUUGAUACAAAUGAUUUUAGUUCAUACGAAGAAAUGCAGUCACACCCUUCGUUUACCGAUCAUCAGUAUUCAUCAGUGAAUAGAAGAAAACGCACAACACGACAUCGCGUUCAAGCAUUAUCACCCAUCCAACCAUCCAAUACUGUGGAUGCACGACCCCAAACAGACAAUAAAGAUAAUAUCGAAAUUUUAUUAAAACGUUCUAAUAAUGUGAAUUGUCCACAAGAAUCAUGUGCUGGCAGUGAAUGUCAUUUAAUUGUUGUCGUAUGCAGCGUGACAAUGCAACAUGCACUGAACAUAUUUCGACAUCAUCCAUGUUCAUAUCAUUCUUGUGUGCCAACAACUAGUGUCAAGACAACUGAAACAACAAGUGUUCGAUCAAUGAUCUUUUCAUAUUAG
This is a messenger RNA of Rotaria sp. Silwood2, 1170 nucleotides long. The record is from the annotation of a GenBank genome assembly. Lineage: Eukaryota; Metazoa; Rotifera; Eurotatoria; Philodinida; Philodinidae.